Molecule: messenger RNA, 1017 nt
Organism: Drosophila biarmipes
Lineage: Eukaryota; Metazoa; Arthropoda; Insecta; Diptera; Drosophilidae
Product: microtubule-associated protein RP/EB family member 1
Exons: 1
Coding region: 127-900 (257 amino acids)
Biological process (GO): protein localization to microtubule plus-end; regulation of microtubule polymerization or depolymerization; spindle assembly
Cellular component (GO): microtubule plus-end; spindle midzone; microtubule organizing center
Molecular function (GO): microtubule plus-end binding
Source: RefSeq, a predicted model, not a curated record
UGAGUUCAAGAUAACCCUAAUAGCAGGCCAAGACAUACCAAUCAGUAACAAAAAUUCAUUGAAUCAGUCAUUUGAUUCUAAAACAAGUCCGAGUUACUAUAGAAAAAAAAAAUUAUUUUAUAAGUGAUGUCGCUCAAAUUUCAAAUGGCUGUGAACGUGUACUCCACCAACGUGUCCUCAGACAAUCCCUCGCGCUAUGACAUGCUGACCUGGGUCAACCAGAUGCUGCAGACGCAGUUCUCCAAGGUCGAGGAGAUGUGCACCGGAGCGGCUUACUGCCAGUUCAUGGACAUGAUGUUUCCCAACUCGAUUCCGGUCAGGAGAAUCAAGUUUCACGCAAACCUAGAGCACGAGCACUUGCAGAACUUCAAGCUCCUGCAGGCGAGUUUCAACAAAGUGUCUGUGGACAAGGUCAUUCCCAUCGACAGGCUGAUCAAGGGUCGCUUCCAAGACAACCUGGAGUUCCUCCAGUGGUUUCGCAAGUUCGUCGAGGCCAACUACCAUGGCCGGCCCUAUGAUCCCCUGAUGGCCCGCAAUGGAGUUGCCAUGGGCUUGGGCUCGGGUCCCAUCAGCCCUAAACUCCAGAAACAAUCGCCUAGCUCCACUCCUCGAAGUGACACCUCCGAAAAGUCCUCUAAGUCCACUAAGCCAGCUCCUGAGGAGACCCAAGUAAACGUAGAAAAUGAAGAGCAAUACUUGGCACUUUCCAAGGAGUUCCAGUACUAUGCGGAAUUUAUUCCGGAGAUGGUAAAGGAACGAGACUUCUACUUUAACAAAUUGAGGAACAUCAAGAACCUUUGCCAGAAGUGCAAGGUAGCUGACCCCAGCCUAAGACUCUUUUCAGACAAGAUUAUUAAGAUUAUAUACGCUGAUAAAGACGUCAACCGAAACACCCAUUGAAUUCUAUUGAAAAGCUAUUCAAAAUUUUUAGUUAUUUUCCAAGUGCUUAUAGUUUUGUUACGCAUUUAUUUAUAUAUAGGAAAAUUCCGACAAAAUAAUACACAAAUUGUAUAUUAA